Messenger RNA from Aspergillus clavatus NRRL 1, 633 nucleotides. RefSeq names its product dynactin subunit 5. The transcript has 2 exons. The record is from RefSeq and is a predicted model, not a curated record. NCBI's taxonomy places the organism in Eukaryota, Fungi, Ascomycota, Eurotiomycetes, Eurotiales, Aspergillaceae. The coding region runs from base 1 to 633 and encodes 210 amino acids.
AUGCCCCCCAAACAAGCCAAGGGCGAGUACAUCGAAACCGACACCGGCAACAAAAUCUCCCGCCGGUCCCAAAUCCACGGCACGCAACACAUCAUCCUCGGCGGCAAGACAAUCAUCCAAGCCGACGCCGUCAUCCGCGGCGACCUCUACCGCUCCUCCUCCUCCUCCUCUUCCUCUUCCACCACCACCACCACCACCUCCUCCUCCUCCUCGAACCCGGACCGCCAAUCCAGCGGCCCCUCCGUCGCCAUCAACGUCGGCCGGUACAGCUACAUCUCGCGGCAGGCGGUGCUGCGGCCGCCGUCGCGGCUGCACCGCGGGGUGCACGCGUUCCUGCCGCUCAAGAUCGGCGACCAUGUGUUUGUGGGCGAGCGGGCGGUGGUGGAGGCCGCGACGGUGGGCAACCAUGUGCAUAUUGGGCGCGAGGCGGUGAUCGGCAGCAUGGCCAUCCUGAAGGACUUUGCGUAUGUGCUUGACGGCGCGGUGGUGCCGCCGGGCAUGGUGGUGCCGAGCUGGUGUGUGGUGGGGGGUGCGCCGGCCCGGAUUGUGGGUGAGGUCGGCGAGGGGUAUGGCGUUGAGGGGGCUGAGGGGGGGAUGGCGAGGGAGAGGUAUCGGGCUGUUGGGAGGGGGUAG